CCUUUUGAAUUGAACAUGUUUGUAUUAUUUCUUAGAUCUGAAACUCAGCACCGAGGCUCUGCUACCCACUCUGAGAGUGAUCCGCCAGAACAGGAAGAGGAGAUCCUAGGGUCUGAUGAUGAUGAGCAGGAGGAUCCCAAUGAUUACUGUAAAGGAGGUUAUCAUCUUGUGAAAAUCGGAGAUCUAUUCAAUGGAAGAUAUCAUGUGAUCCGAAAGUUGGGCUGGGGACACUUUUCCACAGUGUGGUUAUCAUGGGAUAUUCAGGGAAAGAAGUUUGUAGCUAUGAAAGUAGUUAAAAGUGCUGAACAUUAUACUGAAACAGCACUAGAUGAAAUCCGGUUGCUGAAAUCAGUUCGCAAUUCAGACCCUAAUGAUCCAAAUAAAGAAAUGGUUGUUCAACUGCUAGAUGACUUUAAAAUAUCAGGAGUUAAUGGAACACAUAUCUGCAUGGUGUUUGAAGUUCUGGGGCAUCAUCUGCUGAAGUGGAUCAUCAAAUCCAACUAUCAAGGGCUUCCACUGCCUUGUGUCAAAAAAAUCAUUCAGCAAGUAUUACAGGGUCUGGAUUACUUACACAGCAAGUGCCGGAUCAUCCACACUGACAUUAAACCAGAAAACAUCUUGUUGUCAGUGAAUGAACAGUACAUCCGGAGGCUGGCUGCAGAAGCCACAGAAUGGCAGCGGUCUGGAGCCCCUCCACCUUCCGGAUCUGCAGUCAGCACUGCGCCCCAGCCUAAACCAGCCGACAAAAUGUCAAAGAAUAAGAAGAAGAAAUUGAAGAAGAAGCAGAGGCGCCAGGCAGAAUUACUAGAGAAGCGAAUGCAGGAGAUUGAGGAAAUGGAGAAAGAGUCGGGCCCUGGGCAAAACAGACCCAACCAGCAAGAAGACUCAGAGAGUCCUGUUGAAAGACCCUUGAAAGAGAACCCACCUAAUAAAAUGACCCAAGAAAAACUUGAAGAGUCAAGUACCGUUGACCAGGAUCAAACACUUAUGGAACGUGGUGUAGAGGGUGGUGCAGCAGAAAUUAAUUGCAAUGGAGUAAUUGAAAUCGUUAAUUAUACUGAGAACAGUAAUAAAGAAACAUUGAGGCUUAAAGACGAUCUACAUAAUGCUAAUGACUGUGAUGUACAAAAUUUGAAGCAGGAAAGUAGUUUCCUAAGCUCCCAAAAUGGAGACAGCAGCACAUCUCAAGAAACAGACUCUGGUACACCUGUAACCUCUGAGGUGUCAGAUACCAUGGUGUGCCAGUCUCUAUCAAACGUAGACCAGUCACUCAGUGAACAGGACAUCAGUCAACUGCAAGAAAGCAUUCGGGCAGAGAUACCCUGUGAAGAUGAGCAGGACCAAGAGCACAACGGACCACUGGACGGCAGAGGAAAAUCCACUGCAGGAAAUUUUCUUGUUAAUCCCCUUGAGCCAAAAAAUGCAGAGAAGCUCCAAGUGAAGAUUGCUGAUCUUGGAAAUGCCUGUUGGGUGCAUAAACAUUUCACUGAAGAUAUUCAAACAAGGCAGUAUCGCUCCUUGGAAGUACUGAUAGGAUCUGGCUAUAGCACCCCUGCUGACAUUUGGAGCACAGCAUGCAUGGCCUUUGAGCUGGCCACAGGUGACUAUCUGUUUGAACCUCACUCAGGAGAAGAAUACACUCGGGAUGAAGAUCACAUUGCAUUGAUCAUAGAACUUCUGGGGAAGGUGCCUCGCAAGCUCAUUGUGGCGGGAAAAUAUUCCAAGGAAUUUUUCACCAAAAAAGGUGACCUGAAACACAUCACGAAGCUGAAACCCUGGGGCCUUUUUGAGGUUCUGGUGGAGAAGUAUGAGUGGUCUCAGGAAGAGGCAGCUGGCUUCACGGAUUUCUUACUGCCCAUGUUGGAGCUGAUCCCUGAGAAGAGAGCCACUGCCGCUGACUGUCUCCGGCACCCUUGGCUCAACUCCUAAGCCCCAGCCCAGCUCCGCAGCAGAGAUCACACGCUGACCCUCCGCCCCUCUGCCCCUCCCCUCCGAGCAUUUCCCUCUUCCCUUUUCAGGGUGAAGCUGUUCCUUCAAGGGUUUCUAGGUUUGGGGGGGGCUUUUUUUUUUAUUCCAACGUGCUCAUUUGGGUCUGCUUACUUGACCCUGUGGAGAUUCCCCCACAGCCAUUGGGCAUCCUAGGUGAAUCUGGCCUCGAUUGGGCUUUGCCAAAGAUGAAUAGACUAAACUGUGGAACAGCCUCUCACCCUGUACCCUUGUCUUUCCAGUAGGACAUCCUUUAAAUUAUAAGCAGCCUUUUUAAAAAGAGCUAUGAAAAUGUAGGAGCCCAUCCUUUUAUUCACUGACUCUAAGAGUCAGAUUUCUCGUGCGUUCCCUCUUGCCAGCACAAGGGUGAGAGGGGGGAAGGGUGUCACUCUGUACAGCAGAGACAUUAAACUUGCUGUCUCCAGGCUGCAUCAUCCUCCUGGGUUGUUUCUGUUCUCUGUUCACGUUUUUUCCUGCGACUUAACCUACUGUCCUUUUAAAUGAGCUGUAUAAACACCAAACUUGGGUCCCAUUUUAUCACUGUUCAAAACACUGUCAUGUUCUUUGCACCCUUGAAUAACUCUAAGGGCCUUCAAACUUCAAUCUGAUUUUUGAUGGAAACCGAAACAGAACCAUUGACCAGUAAUUUCUCCAGAACCACAGGUGUUCUGCACACUGUCCUUUCCUGUGUGUCUUCUGUUGCCCUAACAGCAGAGUUACUUUGAUUGGCUGUUUGGGGGUAUUUUCAGUUUAUUUGUUUUUAAUCCCUGGCUGGCACUUUACUCCCUUCACUUUAGUGUAUCCCCAUAACUAAAGAAUCAGGGUGACUCUAGAAAGGAGAUCUGCACUCAGAUUUCCCAUCUAAAGAAAAUGCCCUAGACUUCUUUUCCAAACAGUCCCUGAACUUGUAUCUACAAUGUUUUCUUUGUCUUGUCCAAAAUUUAGCUUUGAAGCUGUUUCCCUCUGUGGCUUUGCCUUUCUCACUUUCUCAGAUGCUUCAGGUCUUAAAAGAAAUCCCAGGAUAAAAGAACCAAGGGGAGGGGUGGGAUGGCACUUUCUUCAUUAUUUUGAGGGUUUGGGUCUUUUUGUGUGUGUGUGUGUGGUUAGUUUAGGAUUAACCAUUCUCUGCUGCUAUUUCCUUGUAUAAUAUAAGUUUUUAACUGCAAUUUUGAGAUGAUUAAGAUGUACUUGAGGAUUUUUCUUUUUCAAAUGAGAAAAGGCUUUGUGAAUCUUAUUUUAGGGUGGGUCUCUCUCAGACUUGCCCUAGACUACAUAUUUCUCGGGUCCUAUUGAAAAGCAAAAGGGGCAUGAGAGAGGUCACAGCCGCUUGUUGAGCGAGGACCAAGAGGGCCUUGGGGAUCACAGAUUCUCCGCAAGCAGCUGCGGGACUGAGUCACGGAGGCCGAGGAGGUGCAGCGUGAGGCUCCCUGGCAAAGCUUCCAAGGAGACUUGGGCAGCCAGCUUUCUGCACGGGAGCUGGAAUGUAGAUUCUGUCGUUUUCCACCAACAAUGGCAAAGGGGAAAAGUGGUGCAAUUGUGUAAUCCAUUUAACUCAGACGUUACCCUGAGUGACUAUGCCAGCCAUUCAUCGGACCCUUGACUGGGUAGCCCUGAAAUCAGACGUGUUCCUAUAGAAAGAAUUUUAAGUGAGGCCAUCCGUGCACCUAUCAGGAAUAAAGAGAACAGAUUGUAUCAGCCAACGGCAGGGAACAUCCUUCAGCAGUUCUAACCCACUGGGUUUUCAGCGAUACACAUACGUUUAAAGCAAUAGCAGACUAGGACUGAAUUCUUUUCUGCACUGUCAAAUCACAGCUGGGAUUGCAGGAAUUCUGGUGAUGAUAUUAAGGUAAAAUAAUCAAAACAAAUAGCCCCAUUUUAACAGUUGACAUGAACUUCUAGUAGGAGAACCUGUAACUUCAUUUGGGAACUGUUUCUCAUGAAAUAAGGGCUUCCCCAUCAUUUAAGGAGCCAAAUGAAUUAGAAACCGUAGAAAGGCAGCUGUAGAAUUUGAUCUUCCAAGUACCCCAUGUACCUUUAUUGAACUUAAUCAUAAUUCGUCAAAUUGCCAUGAUCUCACUAAAGGAUUUCUAUUUGCUGUCAGUUAAAAAUAAAACUCUGAAUACAUUUUUAUUCUUUCUACUGGAUGCAUUGUCUGUUUUCUUUGUAAAUGCAAUACAAUAAACAGUUUAAUGACCCA
Molecule: messenger RNA, 4183 nt
Organism: Miniopterus natalensis
Lineage: Eukaryota; Metazoa; Chordata; Mammalia; Chiroptera; Miniopteridae
Source: RefSeq, a predicted model, not a curated record